Molecule: messenger RNA, 2112 nt
Organism: Geodia barretti
Lineage: Eukaryota; Metazoa; Porifera; Demospongiae; Tetractinellida; Geodiidae
Source: the annotation of a GenBank genome assembly
AUGGGCAAAGACCUGGUAAUCGUAGAAUCGCCCGCCAAGGCCCGCACGAUCGGGCGCUUUCUCGGCGGCAAGUAUGACACUAAGGCCUCGAUGGGCCACGUGCGCGACAUCCCCAAGAGGGAAAUGGGCGUCAAGGUGGAUGAUCUGAGCUUCGUGCCCAAGUAUCGAGUCAUGGCCGACAAGCGGAAGAUCGUCAAGGAAAUCGCCGACGCGGCGAAAUCCGCGACGACCGUCUAUCUCGCCACCGACCCGGACCGCGAGGGCGAGGCCAUUUCAUGGCACCUCAUCAAGGCGGCCAAGAUUGACGCCUCGAAGGUGCAGCGCGUGGUGUUCCACGAGAUCACCGACGGAGCGGUCAAGGAGGCCUUCGCGCACCCCCGCGACCUCGAUGACAACCUCAUCGACGCCCAGCAGGCAAGGAGGGUCCUCGACCGGUUGGUCGGCUACGAGCUCAGCCCCGUUUUAUGGAAGAAGGUGCGGCGCGGCCUAUCGGCUGGCAGGGUGCAGUCGGUGGCGCUGCGACUCAUCGUCGAACGGGAGCAGGAGAUCGAGGCAUUCCAGACGGAAGAGUACUGGAGCAUCGAGGCCAAGCUCGCCCCGAAACCUUCACGGCAGGUCUUCAGCGGCUCCAGGGCAGCAAGGCGCGCAUCGAGAUCAAGAACGAAGCAGAGGCUUCUGCGAUUUACCGGCGACCUCGAGGGCGCAGGGUAUCGCGUGAUAUCGGUUCGUAGACGAGAACGCAGAAGCAAGCCCUCGGCACCGUUCAUCACCAGCACGCUCCAGCAGGAGGCAUGGCGAAAGCUCCGAUUCACAGCGCGCAGGACGAUGGUGGUAGCCCAGCAGCUAUAUGAGGGCGUCAACGUCGGCACGGGCGGAACGACCGGUCUGAUCACUUACAUGAGGACGGAUUCGACAAAUGUCGCCGAUUCCGCGCUUCGCGAAGCAUCCGCCUACGUCAAGGAAAAGUUCGGGGCGAGCUUCGUGCCCAAAACGGCACGUCGAUACACCAAGCGUGUCCGCGGCGCGCAGGAGGCCCACGAGGCGAUACGUCCGACCUCCCUCUUCGCCGAGCCGGAGAAGGUGAAGAACCACCUCACGCCCGAGCAGUUCCGUCUGUACGACCUGAUCUGGCGGCGAAUGGUCGCAAGCCAGAUGAACGACGCGGUCUUCGACGCGACGCGGGUCGAUAUCGACGCCGAGAGCGUUGUCUCGGGCUCGGUGCUCAAGUUCGCGGGAUUUCGGAAGGUCUACAUGGAGGGGACGGACUCCUCCAACGGCAAGCCAUCCGAGGAGUCGCGUGACUUGCCACCCUUGGAAGACGGCGAUGCGCUCGACUUCAUCGCCCUAACGCCGGAGCAGCACUUCACGCAACCGCCUCCCCGCUAUACCGAGGCGACCCUGAUCCGAACGCUGGAGGAGGAAGGGAUAGGACGACCGAGCACCUACGCACCGACCUUAGCUACCGUGCUCGAUCGCGACUACGCGCGCAAGGCGAAGGGAAGGUUCGAGCCGACGAAGCUCGGAAGAGCAGUGACCGGACUGCUCAUACAGCACUUUCCCGACGUGGUUGACAUCGGGUUCACGGCGAAGGUGGAGGAGCAACUCGAUGAAAUAGCGAGCGGCCAACGCGCGUGGAACCCGAUGCUGAAGGAGUUCUACCAGCCGUUCAACGCGACGGUCCAAGAAGCGCUGGAAAAGGCCGAGCGUGUCCCCAGCAGCGAGAUCGACGAAGAGAGCGGCGAGGUCUGCGAGAAGUGUGAUAGUCCGAUGGUAAUCAAGUCGGGGCGGUUCGGGAGGUUCCUUUCGUGCAGUGGAUUCCCCAAUUGCCGAAACUCGAAGCCGCUAAUGGAGCGAGUCGGCGUGGAGUGUCCGAAGGACGGCGGGGACAUCGUCGAGCGACGACAGCGUGGUAAGGGCGGCAGGAAGUUCUACGGAUGCGCCAACUACCCGGACUGCGACUUCACGGUCAACCGCAAGCCGCUGGGACAGCCCUGCCCGGAGUGCAGCGGCCUGCUUGUCGAGCAGGGGCGCGACCGCUGCCAGUGCCGGGAGUGCGACUACAGAGGUCCGGUCCCCGAAGCCGUCGACGCAGGCGAGUUGGUCGAGGCGUGA